AUGCAAGCCAACGACGAUCUGUUCACCCCUGUCACGCGGUCAUAUCAUUUAUUGACGCAACUGGUUGAUGAUGUCUUUGAUGGUAGCCCAGCGUCAUCAGAUCUUAGCCAGCUUUCUGUGGAUACCAGAAACGGAGUGCGAGGCCACUAUUCCCAAGCCAGUCAGCCAAUACUCCAGUUCCGCCGUCAAGGAUACAAUCACCUUGGAGCUCCAUUGCCUGAGUUGUACGAGAUAGGCAACACGUACAAUAAAUACUUCGAUCCAAGCAUUCUCAACAGUCUCAAUAGUCUCAACGGUCUUAAUGAUCUAAAUGAUCUAAAUGAUCUUAACGAUCUCAGUGGUCUCAACGGUGAUCAGGUGGGAUAUCUUUCGGUCCGGGAUUGGCUAAGCAGCGACAUCCCACCGUCCCAGGCUGAAUGGUCUGAGCAAGUCUCGGCGUACGGGCCCCUAUUCAGGAUUACGGGAUCUACUGUCCAUGACACAGGCAAAGGAGACCGCAACGACGCUGAUAGGGAAAACCGCUUUCGAUUCGAUACCCCUAGUUCUCCAGUCCACCUUGCUGACGGAGAAUCCGAAGACACGACUUUGGAGAGCGCUAUUACUGCCGCGAUGCCAGUGUCUAUUAAUCCAGUCAUACCAGCUUCAAUUCCCAACCAAGCUGACUCGAAUACCACCCCAGCUGAGUACUCCGCCACUCCAGUACAGCCCAGUGCCGCCCGGAAGCAACCAUCCCCUCCCACUCUCUCCACUUUGGUUGGUCUCAAGCCAGAAGAGGAGAGGCCAGCAGAGGAGCUGCCGGAGACUCCAAUCGUGCUCCACUUCAAAAACCGCGAUGAGGCCGUAAACGCAUGCCCUGGUCCAACGUGGGUACCUCUUAGACCCGAUGACACGAUCCCAAAGAGCGAUGUGGAUCGACAGCAGGUGGUCAUUCGCCUGCUACGUGCUGUCAAGAACCGCAAGGAUAACCUAGAUAAACCUAAUGGCCCUGUGUAUCGCGCACGAUGGGCUGCUAGGAGUCCAUCUGGCGAGGUGGUCGAGUACUAUAACCCAGAGGAGAUGGAGAAAGUCUGUUGGGAUAUCGAGAAGAUGGUCUACGACAUUCAUACUAAAGGCCCUUCGUUCCUCUCCAUCCACGACAAGGAGUUCUUGAAGGUGGCUUCGAAGACGAAAAUAUGGACAUAUGAAGACCGCAUCACAAAUCUCGUUGAACUCUUCUCCCAAUCAAAGGCGAAUUGUGAUAAGCUGAUGAAGGGAGAGAAAGUUCAGAUUUAUGUUGCCGCACCAAACGAGCUCUUACACAGUAGCAAAGCAAACCGAAAACAGAACAGCAACCGUGAUCAAUUUCUUGCAGCAGGCAGGAGAGAGGUGAAGCGCAAGCGGGAGAGCGACGAAAGAGCAAGUGGAAAAAAGAUUAAGCGGGAAGUUUAA
Lindgomyces ingoldianus is the source of this 1428-nucleotide messenger RNA. RefSeq lists its product as uncharacterized. The transcript has 3 exons. The record is from RefSeq and is a predicted model, not a curated record. The coding region runs from base 1 to 1428 and encodes 475 amino acids. NCBI's taxonomy places the organism in Eukaryota, Fungi, Ascomycota, Dothideomycetes, Pleosporales, Lindgomycetaceae.